UUAUGGAUAAGGAUCCAGAAGCUACAGAGAGGCUACUGUCAGGGAUUGUGGAGAAGGAAUUACAAUCAGACAUUGAAGACUUAAAGUCAAAACUCCUUUCUGAAGGGAACCAAGCAAAACUACACAUUGAAAAGCUGACUGAGGAACGCAAGAAACAUAAACAGCUGACACAGACAAU
This is a messenger RNA of Ruditapes philippinarum (Manila clam), 178 nucleotides long. RefSeq names its product coiled-coil domain-containing protein 122-like. Lineage: Eukaryota; Metazoa; Mollusca; Bivalvia; Venerida; Veneridae. The record is from RefSeq and is a predicted model, not a curated record.